AUGUCUGUGGGGAUCGGUCCAGGCAGUCUACCGUAUGCGCCUUGUCUUCUUGCUUGCUUUGAGCAGGCAUUUGCAUGUGGCGAGCACAGCUAUGCCGACUCGCUGGCGCAGACUCUGCCACGCGCGCAACGCAAUGCGCACGCCAUGGAGCGCAUGCAAGGGUCCGGAAGAGUCUCGGCGUUGUGGGAGAAGCGCGCAUCUGGCCGUGCAUUCAUCGAAGCACAAACGCUGCUGCCACAACCCGAGGCGUGCUCGGCUGAGGGCUGCGAUCGGAUAGAACUGCUCGGCGAGAGGCUCUCAGCGGCGGCAAAGGCGCUACGCGUCGGCUAUGGCGCGCACGGCCAGUGGGGCAUCUUCGACAAAGGCUACAACCAGACGAAGACUCGAUUCCUGAACUCUUGGCUCUGCCGUUACGCGACGCGCUCGAAGAUCAAUACGAUCUGUGAGCUCGGCUUCAUGGCCGGUCACAGCUCGAUGCUCUUCCUGGAGACAGUCCGAAGCGCUCAGGUCUUCUCAUUCGAUAUGUACGACAACCCUUGGUCAUUGCCGCAGGGUAAGCUCAUGGAACACACGUACGUCCAACGCUUCAAGCUCGUGGUGGGGCUGUCGAACGAGACUGUGCCGGACUGGGAGCGUCAGCACCCGAGGAAGCGCUGCGACGCCAUGUUCAUCGAUGGAGCCAAACACCUGGAGCCGCGGCUGGAGGACUUGCGCAAUUUUCGGCGUCUCAGCUCCCAGGGCGCGCCCGUCUUUUAUGACGAGGCCACAACUCUCGAUUGUGUGCGCGGCAGCGUGCCUGAGGAGGCUUGCCCUGGCCAUUUUGGGCAUCGGGACGGCUCGUGCUUUUGCCGAAUACGCCACAUGCAAAAAAUUGGGAAAUGA
Messenger RNA from Emiliania huxleyi CCMP1516, 882 nucleotides. RefSeq lists its product as hypothetical. The coding region runs from base 1 to 882 and encodes 293 amino acids. The record is from RefSeq and is a predicted model, not a curated record. The transcript is spliced from 3 exons. NCBI's taxonomy places the organism in Eukaryota, Haptophyta, Isochrysidales, Noelaerhabdaceae.